Rhodofomes roseus is the source of this 743-nucleotide messenger RNA. RefSeq lists its product as uncharacterized. Bases 141 to 362 code for a protein of 73 amino acids. Lineage: Eukaryota; Fungi; Basidiomycota; Agaricomycetes; Polyporales; Fomitopsidaceae. The record is from RefSeq and is a predicted model, not a curated record. The transcript is spliced from 2 exons.
AUGCCAAUAGACACGGUGUUUGCUCCCGGGGAAGAGUAAUUCUGCAUCGGCGUCCAUCUAGUCCGUGAAGGUACGGCGGAGAAGAAGCACAAUGAGGUGAGUCGACCCUUCAUUCGCUCAUGUCCUGUUCCUAGACGGAAAUGAAAGCAUCCCUCGUGAUAACGUCUAUGCCUGCACUUCUGCACAUCGCAGUCUGGCAAUCCACGACUCUAACCUGCCACGGCCUCGGGAGUCAGAUGCCUAGAACGCAUGAAGCAUGUGCAGGCAUUGUUCCGGGCUGCCAACGCCCUGCGGGUCGUUUCCGGUAUUCCUGCGUAUCUUCCCAGCCCUCUGCAUUUGCGAGGCACCGGUCCCUCUCAUAACUUCGCCAUGACCGCUCACCUCGUGCGCCUUCCCCGCACACGCGCGCUCCAAGAGUGAUUCUGCCAGGGAAGCUGCCUGGCCGUACGGCAACUUGGUCACCGGGCCAAUAGAAGGCUGGUACACGAGCUUUCGGUACAGGCCGUGGUUCGUAUGUAGACGGGUCUCAAUUGCUAGCGCAGAGGUCGUGUGCGCUAUCACACUCUCCUCUGACAAGCUGCUGCUUGCUCUGGUUUCUCUACCCCAAGUCUGCCCGACUUCGUGGUGGUACAACUAUGUACUACGGAGAUGCACGGGCAUCAAUCAAAACUUUAACGAACACGUUGGCGUCUAACACCCGUUGAGUGAGACAUCCGUUCAGCUUUCUCCGACUCGGAUGAUAG